CGCACGCGAUUGUCGCAAAAGGAACGCUUGUAUAACAAGGCGCGAAAGUCUGAAAUCACGACGCGAAUGAAGAAGGUUUUCGUCAACGCGAGCGAACUCAUGGCGGCGGACGCGUGCACGGAGGCGGAUAUUAGCGGUUUGGAAACGUUGAUCUCGGAAGCGACAAAGUCCGUGGAUAAGGCCGUGGCGCGGGGGAUCUUGCACAAGAACACCGGCGCUCGACGCAAGGCGCGCAUGUCCAAGUACAAGCAA
Ostreococcus lucimarinus CCE9901 is the source of this 252-nucleotide messenger RNA. RefSeq lists its product with no specific name. The record is from RefSeq and is a predicted model, not a curated record. Gene Ontology annotation, molecular function: small ribosomal subunit rRNA binding; structural constituent of ribosome. Gene Ontology annotation, biological process: translation. The transcript has a single exon. Lineage: Eukaryota; Viridiplantae; Chlorophyta; Mamiellophyceae; Mamiellales; Bathycoccaceae. Gene Ontology annotation, cellular component: ribosome; small ribosomal subunit. The annotation marks the transcript as partial.